This is a messenger RNA of Triticum urartu, 1517 nucleotides long. The record is from RefSeq and is a predicted model, not a curated record. Lineage: Eukaryota; Viridiplantae; Streptophyta; Magnoliopsida; Poales; Poaceae.
CUUAAAUAACUUAUUACCCAUGGCCCUACCUUGUGCCUUAGCAACUUGCCUUAGUAUGUUGAUGAGUUUGUUCAUAUAUAGACCAGCACACAUGUGUACAAUCCCACCCAUAACCAAAGAAAGCAAGUUCAACAAAAAUGUCACCCAUUCAAAGCAAGAAUAGCUCUCAGGAUUUGCUCCAGGCUCAAGUUGACCUUUGGCACCAUGCAUUGGGAUUUGUCAAGUCCAUGGCACUAAAAUGUGCAAUGGAACUGCAAAUCCCUAACACCAUCCAACACCAUGGUGGGGCUAUGACACCUUCUGAGUUGGCCGCAAAGAUCGGGCUCCAUCCAUCUAAGCUUCCCCGCUUACGACGGCUCAUGCGGGUGCUCACCGUAUCAGGCAUCUUUGCUGUCCAUGAAUCCACCACGGCAGACAAGGAGGCUGUUUAUGUGCUUACCCCAACCACUUGCCUCCUCGUUAGCGAUGAAGUUAAAUCGAAUUUAUUUCCCAUUCUGUCUUUGAUGCUUGAUUCAACUGUCCUUGCCCCCUUUUUUGGCAUGAACUCAUGGUUCCUAGAUGAGCACUCUACAUCCUUGUUCAAAAAGGCUCAUGGCCUUACCUUCUGGGAGAUGGCUGACAAGAAUGAUUCUUACAACCAGUCAAUCAACAAUGCAAUGGUUUCUGAUAGUAACUUUCUCAUGGAUAUCAUCUUGAGGGAGUGUGGUGAUGUAUUUCUUGGUAUAAACUCGCUUAUUGAUGUCGCUGGGGGCCAUGGUGGAGCUGCCAGUGCAAUUGCGAAGGCAUUCCCGCAAAUGAAAUGCACAGUGUUGGAUCUCCCUCACGUGGUUGAAGAAGCUCCUACUGAUGACCAUGUGUCAUUUAUUUCUGGCGAUAUGUUCAAGUACAUUCCACCAGCGGAUGCUCUUUUCCUGAAGUGGGUUUUUCAUGAUUGGGGCGACGAAGAUUGUGUCAAGAUACUAAAAAAAUGCAAGGAAGCUAUCCCUCCCAGAGAGGCCGGUGGGAAGGUGAUAAUCGUAGAUAUGGUGGUUGGAUCUGGGCCAAAUGAAAUUGUUACAAGAGAGACACAGGUUUUCUUUGAUCUGUUUAUCAUGUUUCUCGAGGGGAUCGAGCGAGAGGAGUUCGAGUGGAAAAAUGUAUUCAUGCAAGCCGGGUUCAGCGAGUACAAAAUUAUAUCGGUGCUGGGGGUUAGAUCUGUUAUUGAGCUCUACCCCUGAACGCUCCACGCAAAAUUAUGUGGAGUAAUCAUAUUAUAUAUUCAAAAAACGGCAUGAACAGCGUUUGUGCUGUCUUGUUGUAUGCAUGUGCUUUGGUGUGACCGAUAUGUUUACAGCCAGCUUAUUGCAUUUUGCGAGGUGUGAGUAGUUGUGACCAGUGAGUUACCUCUGUCACUGCAAGACAUAUAUGUGUAGCAGGUUAUAUGGAGUCUGCUCCGGUCGUGUUUUUAUGUAUAAAUUACCAUCGACAGUUGGGUGUAUAUUUUCUUAAUGGAGAUAAUGAAUGAUAUUGAGAUGUUA